AUGCCAUACGAUUGUUGUGAAGAUGCUCCUUAUAUGGUAGAAGGAGGAUCGCGAGAUAGUCUAGAUAGAUUCAUUCGUAUGGGUGCCGGUGCAUCGUCGUCAAGAAUAGAGCAGCUUCAGAGACAAAUCGCCAUGGAAGCCGCGAAACGCAAAAAGGAGGAUCAGCUGAUGCUUGAAGAUCCAGAAGUCGUCAACGUCUUGAAAGAUCAAGUGCAGCAAUGCCUUUUCCAAGUUCGGAAGCUCAAUUCCCUUCUUUCAUCGGGAGAAUGCAAGCCCGACAGUCCAGAAUUGAAGCAAGGUGUUGAAGAAUUGAGAAAAAUAUUGAGUGCACCAUCACCCAAGAAGAAAGCAGAGCCUUCGUCAGAGUCUCCUUUAAAUGGCAAUGAGGUGAAAUCGACAGAAGAAGCUCCGGCGAUCGGGCAAGGAAGAACAGAACCCCGUGACCCUGGAGCCAAACAAGAUGUCUCUCAGAACCCAGAUGAGUCAAAAAUUAAGGAGGAUGUGCCGGAAAGCCAGGGAGAAAUUUCUACGAUAAAUGAAGGUAAAACUGGGACGGAAUCGAAUGUUGCAGCAGCUGCAUCAACAACAAAAGUGACAGAGAGCACUGACCAAACCUCUGAUGCUUUACCUGUUCCUGAACAAGAGCACCCUAAGACGCAAGGGGAUUCUCCUCCAUCUGUUAAGGAAGGCUCAACCAAUCAACAAGCAGAGGCACUCUCCUCGCCUCAGGUGGCCCAAGCUUCGACGCCUGCUGCUGAGCAGGUGAUUGAGACAGUGGCAGAGGAUGAAUCUGCUCCUGUUGCUGAGCAACGGGAGUUUUCAUCGGAAGGUGUCUCGCGUUCUGCUGAUGAAAUAGUAUCCGUCACAGCUGAUCCGCUUCCAAACGAUGAACAGGGGGGUGCAUUUGAGAAUCACACGAGUGAGUUAGUUUCAGUUGGUGAUAUUCAGAAGCAGAAGGCAACGCCUGGAUCAGCAGACGCUACGGCUGAAACACAACCCACUGCUACCACGAUUGAGGCAAUAGGAUCUACAGCAGUUGACGAGAAAAAACCUCUAGAAGUCCAAGAACCUUCUGCAGCAUUAAAUGAGCAACAGUCUCCAGCUGUAGUAGGAGAUCGAGAGAAUGCAGCGUUAUUGGCCGGAAACGAACAAAAAGCAUUGAAUGAAGGUGACUCUGCCGCAUCCACAGUAACCGACGCGACCGGUCAGGAAGCUCGUAUAGCAACAGAGGAGAAGGAAUCAAAACCAGAUAAUUCAGAGGAAUCCGUGAUAUUGGAGCAUGUGCAAUACGCUGCGGAAGAUACAGCAGCUCAGGACAAGGCUCAGACGCAGGCACCAGCCGAGGACAAGGCAGCGGCGGGUACAGUAGCUGUGGAAAAGGCAGCAACGGAGACUGCAGCAGCGGAGGAGAAUGCUCCAGUAGAGGCAACGGCCGAUGAGAAGGCGGCAGUAGAGGCAGCAGCAGCGGAGGAGAAGGCUCCAACGGACGCGGCAGCAGCGGAGGAGAAGGCUCCAGUAGAGGCAGCACCCAAUCCGGCGGACGCAGCGAUCGAGGACAAGGCGGCAGUAGAGGCAGCGGCAGCAGUCGAAGAGAAGGCUCCAUCAGAGGCAACAGCAGUCGAGGAGGAGGCUCCGGCGGACGCGGCAGCAGUCGAGGAGAAGGCUCCGGCGGAGGCAGCAGCCGAGGAGAAGGCUCCAGCAGAGGCAGCAGCAGUCGAGGAGGAGGCUCCGGCGGACGAAGCAGUAGAGGAGGCCGCAGCUGAAGCGGCAGCAGCGGAGGAGAAGGCUCCGACAGAGGCAGCAGCAGCACCCACUCCGGCGGAUGCAGCGGUCGAGGACAAGGCGGCAGUUGAGGCAGCGGCAGCGGAGGAGAAGGCUCCGGCGGAGGCAGCAGCAAUCGAGGAGAAGGCUCCAGUAGAGGCAACAGCAGUCGAGGAGGAGGCUCCGGCGGACGCGGCAGCAGCCGAGGAGAAGGCUCCAGUAGAGGUUCCAGUAGAGGCAGCGGCAGCAGAGGAGAAGGCUCCGGCGGAGGCAGCAGCAGCUGAGGAGGAGGCUCCAGUAGAGGCAGCAGCAGUAGAGGAGGCAGCAGCGGACGCGACAGCAGCGGAGGAGAAGGCUCCGACAGAGGCAGCAGCAGCGGAGAACACUCUGGCGGACGCAGCGGUCGAGGACAAGGCGGCAGUUGAGGCAGCGGCAGCGGAGGAGAAGGCUCCGGCGGAGGCAGCAGCAAUCGAGGAGAACACUCCGGCGGAGGCAGCAGCAGAAGCAGAGGAGAAGGCUCAAUUAGAGGCAGCAGCGGAGGAGAAGGCUCCGACAGAGGCAGCAGUGCAGGAUAAGGCUCCGGCGGACGCGGCAGCAGCUGAGGAGAAGGCUCCAGUAGAGGAGGCAGCAGCGGAGGACAAGGCACCUGGUCAUGCAAUUGAAUCUGUGGAGAAAUCUGAAGAGCAAGCAUUGGCAGCAUCCGCUUCUGAGGAGCAGGUAUUGGGAGGGGCUGUUGCCAGGGAAGCAGAAACAGCAGCAACUGACGUCUCUGAGCCGGUUGAACAAGGCUCAGGAGAAAAGGCUGAGGUGACGGGAUCUGCUGCAACUGAUGAUCAGGGUGAGGCGACGGCAUCAUCAACCUCUGAAGAGCAGAAAGCUCCUCCUUCAGAUUCUGUGGGGCAGCCAAAGGGAAUGUCAUCUCCAGAAGCAGAGCAGCAGAUGCCGGCUGGAGAUGAAACCAAGGAGCAAGCGCCGCCAUCACUCACUCAGGAGCAUCGAGCACCGUCAGCGACAGCAGCAGAAGAGGGUCAGACUCUAAACGAGCAACCGACCGAAGUGCCUCAGGCGUCAGCAACAGGUACAGAAGAGACGAGAGCAGCAGAAGGAGCCAGUGAAGAGAAGCUGACAUCUUCGGUAUCAGAAGAGCAGCAAGCGUCGGUGCCCUCAGCCGAUGGUGAGCAGGCAGCGGCCGCAACAGCUGCAACGGACCAUUCUUGUGAGCAGUCAGCUUCCGUGCCGGAGCAAGCCGAAGAGAAAUCAUCUACAAAUCCUGCGAUGAUUGCUGAGCUGGUAUCUGCUUCAGCGAAAUAG
Messenger RNA from Guillardia theta CCMP2712, 3072 nucleotides. RefSeq lists its product as hypothetical. The record is from RefSeq and is a predicted model, not a curated record. The transcript has 5 exons. Bases 1 to 3072 code for a protein of 1023 amino acids. NCBI's taxonomy places the organism in Eukaryota, Cryptophyceae, Pyrenomonadales, Geminigeraceae.